This is a messenger RNA of Felis catus (domestic cat), 2731 nucleotides long. RefSeq names its product dipeptidase 2. The record is from RefSeq and is a predicted model, not a curated record. Gene Ontology annotation, molecular function: metallodipeptidase activity. Bases 220 to 1641 code for a protein of 473 amino acids. Gene Ontology annotation, biological process: proteolysis. The transcript is spliced from 10 exons. NCBI's taxonomy places the organism in Eukaryota, Metazoa, Chordata, Mammalia, Carnivora, Felidae.
GGAGGGAGGGGAGGGCGUGCCUUCGCCUGGCGGCCAAGCUGCUCCGCGUCGCGGCUUUCCGCGGCUGGGUGUGAGGUCCUGUGACUCGGUUCUCCCCUUGCGAGACCGCACCGCCGCGUGACCCGAGUCGACGGUAGGGACUCCAUCGUCGCCCUCUGCCCCUGUCGCCCCCUCAGGCUCUCGAGACCGGCCCCUGCCCACCUGUCCGGCUCGUGCAACAUGCGGCCCCUGCGCCUCGAUGGUACCUCCCCGCCCUGCCGGCGACCUCUGCUGCGUCUGCUGCUCCUGCUGUCGCUGCUGCCGCCGCUGCCGCCGCCCUUAACGCGCGCCCAGACCGCUCAGGGAACCCCCAGCGCCCCGACCACGCCGGCCACCUCCAGCACCCCAAGCCUGCGGAAGCGCGCGCGGGCUCUGAUGCGAGACUUCCCUCUCGUGGACGGCCACAAUGACAUGCCCCUUGUCCUGAGGCAGUUUUAUGGCAACAGGCUACAGGAUGUUAAUCUGCGCAAUUUCAGCCAUGGCCAGACCAGCCUGGACAGGCUUAGAGACGGUCUCGUGGGUGCCCAGUUCUGGUCAGCCUACGUCCCAUGCCAGACCCAGGAAAGGGAUGCUGUGCGCCUCACCCUGGAGCAGAUUGACCUCAUUCGCCGCAUGUGUGCCUCCUAUUCUGAGUUGGAGCUUGUGACCUCAGUUAAAGCUCUGAACAAUACCCGGAAGUUGGCUUGCCUCAUUGGUGUGGAGGGUGGCCACUCGCUGGACAGUAGCCUUUCCGUCUUGCGUACGUUCUAUGUGCUGGGUGUGCGCUACCUGACGCUCACUCACACCUGCAACACACCCUGGGCAGAGAGCUCAUCUAAGGACAUCCAUCCCUUCUAUAGCAGUGUCAGCGGGCUGACCAGCUUUGGUGAGAAAGUGGUGGUUGAAAUGAACCGCUUGGGCAUGAUGGUAGAUUUGUCCCACGUCUCUGACACUGUGGCACGGCGAGCCUUGGAAGUGUCACAGGCACCUGUGAUCUUCUCCCACUCAGCUGCCCGGGGUGUGUGCAAGAAUGCCAGGAACAUUCCUGAUGACAUCCUGCAGCUUCUGAAGAAGAAUGGUGGUAUCGUGAUGGUGUCUUUGUCACCGGGGGUGCUGCCGUGCAACCUGUUAGCCAAUGUGUCCACUGUGGCAGAUCACUUUGACUACAUCAAGGCAGUCAUUGGAUCCAAGUUCAUUGGGAUUGGUGGAGAUUAUGAUGGGGCUAAACGGUUCCCUCAGGGGCUGGAGGACGUGUCCACAUACCCAGUUCUGAUAGAAGAGUUGCUGAGUCGUGGCUGGAGUGAGGAAGAGCUCCAGGGUGUCCUUCGUGGAAACCUGCUGCGGGUCUUUGGACAGGUGGAACAGGUACGGGAGACAAGCAAGGGGCAAAGCCCCUUGGAGGAUGAAUUCCCGGAUGUGCAGCUGGGCAGUUCUUGCCGCUCUGUUCUCUCAUGUCUGCCUCAGACACGGUAUCUGGCUCGAGACCAGAAACUAACUGAGACUUCGGCACAUUGGGCACCUAAGUGUUCACCUAAACAGUUAUUGUCAAAAUCUUCCCCCAACGUGGCCCCAAGCCUCACAGUUAUUGCUGCCUUUUCAGCCCUCAUUCUGUGGCUCUGGUGACCCAGUUAAUCCUACCAGAUGUUACUAUGGCAGUUGCAGAUACCCCACAUUGCCCUCCCUGCCCCCCCCCCCCCAUCAUGCAGACAGACACAUUUCCUGAAAAUAAAUGUUUUACACAUGGAAACAGGCAUGAGUGUCCUUCUCUGUGGCGGGGUCUGGUGGUGCCAGCUCCCAAUUCUGGUAGUUGGUGGAGGAACCUGCAGUUCAGCCACCAUUUACUCUAGCAACACCUGAGUCUCACUAGCAUGGCCUGAGAAGGCCCAGAUGGUUGGGCUCAGCACUAGAAGAAGACAAUGAGUAGCUUUGGCUGUGGGAGAGUGGACCUUCCUCUGGGAUGCCUCUCAAUAGCUCACCUCAGUCCACAUCCUGACCCACUGACCACCACCUGGGGAUCUUGAAGGGAACUCUGGUUCAUAUUCCCAAGAAAGGAACCUGCCUGGAUCACAAAUGAUCUUUGUUCCUGUUUGGAUAGAGCCCAGAAUGCCAGGCUACAGGAUAGUACAUGGGCUUCCAAUGACUGAACUUCCCUGGAUAUAGAUCCACUCCUUGCCCUGCCCCUCAGGGACUUCCUUUCUGAGAGGCACAAGCUACUUAGACAACCACACUAUCUUACCCCCAGGCAAUUAAUGGCAAUAGCAACUCUGUUAAUUAUAGCCAAAAUUAAGAGUUAAUACUAAGGACAACAGCUAAUAAUAAUAAAUAACAUGAUAAUAGAUAAUGGCUAAUAAAAAUAAUAGUUAAUACUACUAGCCUAUGCAUACCCCAUGACUGAGCAGUUUUGCCCCAGGUAUAUAUCGCAACAGGAAUGCAUACAUAGGUUUUCCAAAAGGCAUACGAAAUAACAUUUAAAGCAGUGCUGCUCAUAAUAACCCCCAACUGUGUACUUUAAAGUUAGACUGCAAGAAGAAAAAGACAGGAGAUUGUCUUAAAAACAGUCAUAUUUUUAAAAAAUCAUAUUAAUUUGAGGAACAGCAAUAAAACUGACAAAUGAGUGGGGUUUUUUUAAUAUGAAAUUUAUUGUCAAAUUGGUUUCCAAACAACACCCAGUGCUCAUCCCAAAAGGUGCCCUCCUCAAUACCCAUCACCCACC